GCGCUUCCGGCCCCGGUCCCGGUCCCGGCGCCAGCAGUCUCCUGAAGUACCCGGACGCCGCUGGGAGAAUCUUCGGUCGGCUGCAGGCCAGGCCGGGGCCGCCGCGGGUAUCUGAGAAGCCCGAGACCGGCACAGUAUAUCGUGGAGGCGGGUCGAAGGCUGGCGGAAGACUCCGCCCGCUGCUGGAGCUGGAAGGAAAGCAGGAAGAGCCUGGGCUAGGUGUGCCCUUCGCUCCUGCCUCCCCAGCCCGGCCUCGGCCAGUGGCGCUGGAAAAGGGGUGGGGUGGGGGUGGACUGGGGGGGGGGGGGGGCAACGGGGGGAGAUGCAGGUUAAAUGGGUUUCUCUGCAGAUCCAGUGCCGUUAAAUCCGGCGAACUCACACUUAAAAAAAAAAAAAAUGAAGAAAUUAAGGCUUAAGGAACUAGAAAGUCGCCUGCAACAAGUGGAUGGAUUCGAAAAGCCCAAGUUACUUCUAGAACAGUAUCCAACCAGGCCGCACAUUGCAGCAUGUAUGCUCUAUACAAUCCAUAAUACAUAUGAUGACAUUGAAAAUAAAGUGGUUGCAGAUCUAGGAUGUGGUUGUGGAGUUCUUAGCAUCGGAACUGCAAUGUUAGGAGCAGGGUUGUGUGUUGGAUUUGACAUAGAUGAAGAUGCAUUGGAAGUAUUUAAUAGGAAUGUGGAAGAGUUUGAGUUAACAAAUGUUGACAUGGUUCAAUGUGACGUGUGCUCAUUAUCUAACAGUAUGUCCAAGUCAUUUGAUACGGUAAUUAUGAAUCCUCCCUUUGGGACCAAAAAUAAUAAAGGGACAGAUAUGGCAUUUCUGAAGACUGCUUUGGAAAUGGCAAGAACAGCAGUAUACUCUUUACACAAAUCCUCCACUAGAGAUCAUAUUCAAAAGAAAGCUGCAGAAUGGAAAAUCAAGAUAGAUAUUAUUGCAGAGCUGCGAUAUGACCUGCCAGCAUCAUACAAAUUUCAUAAAAAGAAAUCAGUUGAUAUUGAAGUGGAUCUAAUUCGGUUUUCUUUUUAAAAGCCUCUAAAGACAAAAGCAGCUUAAAACCUAAGUAAGAUGAAUAAAAAAUUUUUUUC
Molecule: messenger RNA, 1085 nt
Organism: Neomonachus schauinslandi (Hawaiian monk seal)
Lineage: Eukaryota; Metazoa; Chordata; Mammalia; Carnivora; Phocidae
Gene: METTL5
Product: methyltransferase 5, N6-adenosine
Exons: 7
Coding region: 334-1026 (230 amino acids)
Biological process (GO): rRNA methylation
Molecular function (GO): rRNA (adenine-N6-)-methyltransferase activity; nucleic acid binding
Source: RefSeq, a predicted model, not a curated record